AUGAAUUUCAUUGCCGGACACCCUCUAGACGAUGAAAUUUGUGUAGGACUUUGCCCUUACUUCAUGAAAACAUAUGCUGAAAAUUUGGAUGCAAAAUUCGAUUUUAAGGACAUAACGAAAAUGUGCAAAGAAAACCCCUCAGUAGCGCCACAAAUUUGUAAAGGAUUGACAAAGACUAAACGGACGUCAGAGCUCUCAGGAAAGGUAACAUGGGACCAGUACUGUAAUGACUGCACAGAAAUGCUGUGGAAAAAGGAAAACAGAAAUUUGUGA
Molecule: messenger RNA, 273 nt
Organism: Cylicocyclus nassatus
Lineage: Eukaryota; Metazoa; Nematoda; Chromadorea; Rhabditida; Strongylidae
Source: the annotation of a GenBank genome assembly